AUGAAAUUUGGGACUUUCUUUUUAUUUUUAUUUUUGUUUAUUUCAAUUUCAUCAUGUGAAUUACCUUUAAAAGAAAAGCAAGCAAUAGAUACUUUAUUACAAAUAUAUGGUUUAAAUUUAAUAAACGGUGAUUAUUGUGGUUCACCCCAAUAUUUUGUGUGUAAUUUUGAAAACACAACGAUUACAGAAAUUUCAUUAAGUGGUAAUGAAAUUAAUAAAACUAUUUUCCCAGAUGGAGUAAUUGGUAAUUUUAGUUUUAUAAAUAAAGUAAAAUUAUCAAAUUCAAAUAUCUCAAAUGCUUUUUUUAGUGAAUUACAAACCACAAGAAAUUUUCAAUUUGAUAAUUGUUUUAUUCCAAAAUUUCCAACAUUCCUCCCCUAUGUCCAAGUAUUAUAUAUGAAUGAUGUAUUUUUUAAUGGUAAUAUAAAUUAUUCAUCAUUUUCAGCUAUCGGUAAUUUUACAUUGAUUUAUUCUUCAGGUGAUUUAAUGACAGAUUAUCAAUUGAUUGAUGAUUCACCACUUUAUUUUGUUAUUUCAAACAUUAAAAUCGUAUUAAAUAAUAUUAUAGAUUUUCAGUAUUCACUUCAAAAAAUAGAAAUUUAUUUAGGAAAAUAUUUUAAUAAUAGUGAUAGUUUUAGAAAUAUGAGCUUCACUGGUGGCCCAAUUUUCAUUAGUGAUUUGUACUAUAAUAAACCUAUCGAAAUUACAAAUUUAAUUGGUCAAAGUGUAAUAUUAAAUUUUGCUAAUGUCCAGUUUAGUUUACCGGAUAAUAGCUACAUGGAUUUUACUUUCCAUUUGGUUAGUUCUUUAAUUUUUACUAAUUGCUCAGGAUUAACAAAUUCAAAUGGUGAUUUAAUGAUAAAAAUAGGAAGUGUUAAAACUUUAACAAUAACCAAUUCGAAAUUAAAAAAGAUACCUCCAUUUUCAUUUUAUAAAACUUUAUCUUCAUUGGAUAUUAGUAAAAAUAAUAUUAUAGGUCAGAUACCUGAAUUAUAUGAACCAAUGAAUGCAUCACAAAUAAUUGGUAUUAAUUUAAGUGGAAAUAAAAUAAGUGGUGAAUUAAAUCAAAAUCAUUGUUAUCACAAUUUAAAUAUAUCCAAUAACCAAUUAACAGGUAAACUUCCAAUGUGUUUUAUAUGUCAAUUAAAUGAUCCACUAUUAAGAUAUAGAAUAAAUGGAAAUAAUUUUGAAAAUUAUAUUAGUAAUAGUGAAAAUAAUUUUCCAAUUUGUUCAGGCAUAUCAUUUAUUGGGGAUGCUUUGAUAGAAGUUGGAACAACUAAUUCAUUUAUUAAUGGAACUAAUUUAGGAUGGGAAUCUAUAUAUUAUAGUAUUCCAGGACAAAUAUUAAGUGAUCCAUUGGGAUUAUUUUUUUCAGUGGAGAUUCCAAAUAAAGUUUUAAGAAUUUCAGAUCCAAAAAAAUUAUUCCCAAUUGAUAAAGCAAUUGUGAAUUUCGCAAUUCCAAAUAUAAAUGUUACAAUGCAUUUUAAAUACUCUGAACCAAAAGUAUAUGCUAUUACAGUGUAUCCAUAUUAUAAUCUUGGUUAUUUAUUUUUAAUUAAUGGUGCUUCAUUUCCAUCCCAAAAUAGCACUUCCUCAAGAGUUUCUGUAAAAUUUGACAAUUUUGAUUGUGAACCAACAAUAGUUGCCGGUAUUGUUAUUGAAUGUAUUGUAUAUAAAUCUCAGUUAGCUGAAAAAAUCUAUACAGUAUCGAUAACCAAUGAACAAACUAGAAAAACUGGUUUUUCUAAAUAUAAAUUUGAAAGAGUUUAUCCUUUUGUUUAUGCAUAUAGCUCACCAACGAAAAUUGGUGGUGUUGUAACAUUUUUUGGAAGUUAUGGGUCAGUCUUUACCAAUGCAACUAUUAAAAUUGGAAAAGGUACAUGUGAAAUUAUCAAUAUAAACUCAACAGUAAUUACAUGUAACCUAGCAGGAGCUAAUUCAAUUGGUCCAAGUCCUGCAAAUGUUAGUAUAACAAUUAAUCAAGUUAAUUGGUUUGUAAAUGAUUAUUUCAUUUAUAAUGAAGAUAAUAUAUGUCCAGGAACACCAGAAUGUAGUGGCAAUGGUAUUUGUUUUAGUGGUUAUUGUGCAUGUUCAAAUGGUUAUUCUGGUAUUAAAUGUGAUAAAAUUUUUACAGGCGAUAUAGAGGUUAAAAAGAAUGAUACUUUAACAGAAAUGAUAAAGAAUGGUUAUUCAUUUGGUUUUUCAAUUAGAGAUAUUAGAGAAAUUGAUUUCGAUGGUAAAACAGUUAGACAACAUAAUUUCACAAGUUGGACAUUAACACCAGAUUCAACGAUUAUGAAAUGGACUUAUGUAAAUAAAUUUGAAAAUUCAAUCAUUUCAUAUACAGUAGAACAAAUUACAGGUGCACCAAAGAAUUAUACAUUUGCAGGUGAACAAUUUACACUUCAACCUGGUUCUUUAAAAUUAUCAGCAAACAUUUCAAAUUGGGAAUAUUUAGGAUCACUAAAUACUCUACAACUUCAAAUUCAUUCUUCAGUUAAAGCUCAACAAGAGAAUGAAUGUGAACAAAAAUCUGAAAUUCAAUCAAAUGGUAAUGGUGUAUCAUUAAAUUAUAUUACUAUUCAAAAAGAUAAAAAUGUAUUCAGUGGUAGAUUCAUAGAUAAGGUGGUUUCAGAUGGUAGACCUACCUUUUCAAAAGUUUCAAUCUCUGAACAAACUGAAGAUUCAAUCACAGUUUCAAUAUCAUUACCUUAUUGUAAAGAAUGUUUAAUUGAUCCUGAUUUCUCUGUAAUGAUCAAUCCAAAUCCAAUAUUUAAUCCAUGUGACAAUGAUCAACCUUCUAAUUUAAAAUGGAUUAUACCUGUUAGUGUAAUAUUAGGUUUGUUAGGUUUGUUUGCUAUUUUUGUAAUAGUUUUCUUUUUAGCACGUGAUCGUAUUUAUAUCUCUAAAAAAGGUGGAAUUAUUUUAUUAAAAAAACAAAAAAAAACAUCAACAUAA
This is a messenger RNA of Dictyostelium discoideum AX4, 2958 nucleotides long. RefSeq lists its product as hypothetical. Bases 1 to 2958 code for a protein of 985 amino acids. The record is from RefSeq and is a predicted model, not a curated record. The transcript is spliced from 8 exons. NCBI's taxonomy places the organism in Eukaryota, Evosea, Eumycetozoa, Dictyosteliales, Dictyosteliaceae.